Molecule: messenger RNA, 4983 nt
Organism: Diplodia corticola
Lineage: Eukaryota; Fungi; Ascomycota; Dothideomycetes; Botryosphaeriales; Botryosphaeriaceae
Product: snf2 family helicase atpase
Exons: 5
Coding region: 1-4983 (1660 amino acids)
Biological process (GO): DNA-templated transcription; DNA repair; chromatin remodeling
Cellular component (GO): nucleus; Ino80 complex
Molecular function (GO): ATP binding; ATP hydrolysis activity; DNA binding
Source: RefSeq, a predicted model, not a curated record
AUGCUGCCCGCGGUGCAGAGGCUGGGUGAUGGCGAGGACCAGGCCAGACGAGACACGAUGCCAGGGGACCACCAAGCAGCCCACGCCGCGCAUUCACCAACGCAGACAUCCUUCCCGCCCGAGCGAGCGCGCUCUUCCAACCCGUCGACUCCUGCGCCCUUGCCUGGCCAUCCGUCCUACAACCAACCGACCUCGCCGCCCGCCCAGGGUGCGCUGCCCCCCAUCGCGUCCGCCCUGUACCCGCGAGACCCGCCGCCGACAACCAAAUACUACGAUCCCACGUCAGACCAGGCCUAUCCGGCUGCAGCCAGGGCCGAUCCGCGUUACAACGGCCACUAUCCCGCCCAGCCUCGAGAGCCCUACAGCUACCCCGACUCGCGACCAGGCGGCGGCCCAUAUCGCUCACCCGUAGCCGCGACCUUCCAUCCACCGCUGGCCCACCCGCCACCUCAGUCUUCACACUCCGGGCAUCAACUCGACCGCCCUCCUCACUCGCCGCCAUCGCCGAAGCUGUACCACGAGCACAAUCGUAGCAUAAUGUCCGGCCCGCCGGUCGCCACCCCCAGGCGCCCGUCCGCAGAGACUCCUGCUCGCGCCGAUCCAAUGUCGUUAUCGAGCAUCAUGUCCGGCUCGGAUCCCGCACCCGCCCCGGCAACCCCGUCCUACCCAUCCUCAACACCUCAACCACCCAGGUCAUAUGUCACCAUUAAAGAAGAACGUGCUGCCCCAUUGCCGAUCCCCGCUGAUGCGAGAUCACACUCACUCAACCACAGCCCCGAGCACUCGUUCGUCAAUGGCACCUCGGAACCUCUACGCCCCAUUGCGGGAAACAUCGAGGAGGUUGACCCGAGAGUGGUAGAUGCCGAGUAUGCGAAGAUAGAGAACAUGGAUAUCAGCGAUGUCGAACUGCCUGGACAGGAGAUGUUUAGGGAAGACUACAUGCAGCGUCGCAAGAGGAAACAUCGUGAGAUCGAUGACAAGGAAGCCGCUACGCGCAAGCGUCGACGGACUGCUCAAGUAAAGAGAUUGCAAGACUCAUUUGCAACCCACGCCGCAAGCGCCAAGAUUCACUAUUUCGCGCAACAUGAGGGAGAGGCCUGGCAAGAGGUCCAAGCCCGUGAGAUCGCGGACGAGAAAGAGCGGAAGAAGGACAUGCAGCGAAAGCGGAGGCGUGAGAAGACUCUGCAGAAUGAGUUCCAGAAACGCGACGAGGCACUGGCCAAGGCUGAGAAUGCCGCAGACGAAGAAGAGGCAAGAAAAUGGAUCCACGAAGCGGAGAAGGCUGAGCUGAAAGCCAAGAACACGAACCGCUUGUUGCAGGGAGGCACACCUAACGCCGAUAUCCGCGAGGUCACUCCUCACGCGCCCAACAUGGAGGGUGGCACAAUGACGACGUUCCAAAUGUCUGAGGAUACUUCUAAGGAUGGAAGGAAGGCCAAGGGCAGAUCUGGUGCCCGUCCGAGAAAGAGCAAGGAGCAGAAGCAAGCAGAGAAGGAUGCCGCUGCCGCCGCUCAACUGGCACUGGAUCGUGGGGAUGAGCUUCCGGCAAUUGCUCCCCGAGAAGAAUUACGGUUGGAAGCUUUGAAGAGGGAGCGCAGCUUCACCGAGGAGUCAAGCCCGCCCGCGAGUGUUCCCACCGUCUUCGCUCCAUUCGAGUCCAGGGAAUACCACAAGCUGUACGACACCAUCUGGAAGGAUCUUGCCCGCAAGGACAUUCCGAAGGUCGUUCGAAUCAAGGAUAAUUCCUUGGCGACGAAGCAGUCCAAUCUCCGAAAGACUGCCCAGCUUGCGUCCAAGGAAGCUCGCAGAUGGCAACUGAGGACGAACAAGAGUAUGAAGGACGUCCAGGCUCGCGCCAAGAGAAGCAUGAGAGAAAUGCUCUCUUUCUGGAAGAGGAACGAAAGGGACGAGCGUGACCAGAGAAAGAUGGCCGAGAGACAGGAGCUUGAGAAUGCCAAGAAGGCUGAAGCGGAACGCGAAGCCAACAGACAGAAGAGGAAGUUGAACUUCUUGAUUUCGCAGACCGAACUGUACUCUCACUUCAUUGGGAAGAAGGUCAAGACUGAUGAAGUCGAACGAUCAACCGAUGAUGUCGACGUUUCGAAGGCCACCGUCAAGCCGGGCGAGCCGGAUGCUCACACGGUCAACUUGCCCUCCAGCAACGCCAAUCUUGGAACCAAGGUCACCAAUUUCGAUGAUCUGGACUUCGAUGCUGAAGACGAAUCUGCCCUCCAGGCGGCUGCUAUGGCAAACGCCCAAAAUGCCGUUCAAGAGGCGCAAGAUCGCGCAAAAGCGUUCAAUCAAGGCACUGAAAGUGCUCAGUCCCAAUUCGACGACAACGAAGAAAUGAACUUCCAGAACCCCACGAGUUUGCAGAGUCUGGACAUUCCCCAGCCCAAGAUGUUGUCUUGUCAGCUGAAGGAAUACCAGCUGAAGGGUCUCAACUGGUUGGUGAACCUCUACGAGCAAGGCAUCAACGGCAUCUUGGCAGACGAAAUGGGUCUUGGCAAGACAGUACAGUCGAUCUCGGUCAUGGCUUAUCUGGCCGAAGUUCACAAUAUUUGGGGCCCUUUCUUGGUCAUUGCGCCUGCAUCGACUCUACACAACUGGCAGCAGGAAAUCACCAAAUUUGUUCCGGACCUUAAAACCUUGCCCUACUGGGGUAACGCCAAGGACCGCAAGGUCCUCCGUAAGUUCUGGGAUCGGAAGCACAUCACCUACAGGAAAGAGUCGCCGUUCCAUGUCCUGGUCACAUCAUAUCAGUUGGUUGUCCAGGAUGCACAGUAUUUCCAAAAGAUCCGUUGGCAGUACAUGAUCCUCGACGAAGCUCAGGCCAUCAAGUCCUCGCAAAGCUCUAGGUGGAAGAGUUUGCUUGGUUUCCAUUGCCGCAAUCGUCUGCUGUUGACUGGUACUCCGAUCCAAAACAACAUGCAGGAGUUGUGGGCUUUGUUGCAUUUCAUCAUGCCAAGUCUGUUCGAUUCCCAUGACGAGUUCAGCGACUGGUUCUCCAAGGACAUUGAGAGUCACGCGCAGAGCAACACUAAGCUCAACGAGGAUCAAUUGAAGCGUCUCCACAUGAUCCUGAAGCCUUUCAUGCUGCGGCGUAUCAAGAAGCAUGUCCAGAAGGAACUCGGCGACAAGAUCGAGGAGGACGUCUUCUGCGAUCUGACAUACAGACAACGCGCAUACUACUCGAACCUGCGCAAUAAGAUCAGCAUCAUGGAUCUGAUUGAAAGAGCGGCAGUGGGUGAUGAUCAGGACACUGCGACCCUGAUGAACCUUGUCAUGCAGUUCAGGAAAGUCUGCAACCACCCGGAUCUUUUCGAGCGUGCCGAAACGCACUCUCCUUUUGCGUUUUCUUCUUUUGCCGAGACGGCAUCGUUCAUGCGCGAGGGUUACAGGGUAGAAGUCGCGUACUCUAGCCGUAACCUCAUAGAAUAUCGCGUACCACGGGUCAUCGGCCACGGCAGUGGACGACUUGAUGUUGCGGGUCCAGACAAUGCCCAAGCAGGAUGGAGAGGGAAAUACUUGGGGCGCCUGAUGAAUAUCUGGACGCCGGACAAUUCUCUUCAGAGCUCACGCUCCAAUGGCGCCUUCUCCUUCCUCAGGUUUGUGGAUACCUCGCCCGAAGAGGCGGCAUCGGCGGCGUGGGAAGACGUCUUCCAACGGGCUGUGGACAUCGAGAAGAAACAGCGUCAUCUUGGACGGUUCAAGGUCGCAUACGAUGAGGACGAUGGUCAGGUUUACGUGCCUGCGCAUGCACUCUUCAACAUCGUUGAGCAGAACGAUCGUUUGCCCCUCGCGGAGAUCACCAGCGAAGGUGUCAUGUCAAGUUUACUAAACGUCUCGAAAGACGCUUACGACGACACUGGGCUAAGCAUCAUUGAGCUUGCAUCUAAGCCCGGUGCUUCCGCGCCGCCUAUCGAUCUCUACUACUCCAGCCAGAGUCUUCUCUAUGAGCAGGAGAAGACCAUUUUCAACCCUCGCAUCAGGUCGGCCUUGUCCGGCAUCAGUGGAAGGGCUGAAGAGGCGCUUUUGGAGACCAAGACGAACCCGGUCGACUUCCCGUUGACGGGCACGCUCCCUCCGCCUGCCAGCUCCCGAUCGAAAUACACGCACAUCACGGUCCCGUCGAUGAGACGUUUCGUUACGGAUUCUGGCAAGCUUGCGAUGCUCGACAAGCUUUUGAGGAAGCUGAAAGAAGAAGGCCACCGUGUGCUGUUGUACUUCCAGAUGACUCGUAUGAUCGACUUGAUGGAGGAGUAUCUGACCUACCGCAACUACAAGUACUGUCGUCUCGAUGGUUCGACAAAGCUGGAAGAUCGUCGCGAUACCGUUGCCGACUUCCAGACCCGACCAGAGAUCUUCGUGUUCCUCCUCUCGACCCGCGCUGGUGGUCUUGGAAUCAACCUGACCUCGGCUGACACGGUCAUCUUCUACGACUCUGACUGGAACCCCACCAUCGAUUCGCAGGCCAUGGAUCGCGCCCAUCGUCUCGGUCAGACCAAGCAGGUUACAGUCUAUCGUCUCAUCACUCGCGGUACCAUCGAAGAACGGAUUCGCAAGCGUGCGCUGCAGAAGGAAGAGGUGCAGCGCGUCGUCAUUUCUGGCGGAGCAGGUGCCCAAGUUGACUUCAACACACGCUCGCGCGAGAACCGUACCAAGGACAUUGCCAUGUGGCUUGCCGAUGAUGACCAGGCCGAGAUGAUUGAGCGCAAGGAGGCAGAAAUGGCUGCUGCGGAGGCAAUCGCACCCGCCAAGAAGAGGAAGGCUCCAGCGAAGAAGAAGGCGGAGGUGAAUCUGGAUGACAUGUACCAUGAAGGCGAGGGCAACUUCGAUGACGGAAGCGCGAAGCCGUCUGGCGCGGCAACUCCGGUAAGCGAGGUGCCUACCAAGAAGAAGGGUAAGGGUGUGAGCAAAAAGGCGAAGACCUUGAAGCAGCGUCUGGCGAUUGCUGAUGGGAGCGGUGACGUCAAUCCAUGA